Messenger RNA from Alternaria alternata, 960 nucleotides. RefSeq names its product acyl-CoA N-acyltransferase. The transcript is spliced from 2 exons. The record is from RefSeq and is a predicted model, not a curated record. Bases 222 to 839 code for a protein of 205 amino acids. Gene Ontology annotation, molecular function: acyltransferase activity, transferring groups other than amino-acyl groups. NCBI's taxonomy places the organism in Eukaryota, Fungi, Ascomycota, Dothideomycetes, Pleosporales, Pleosporaceae.
CCGCGAUGAUACGAAGCUGCCCACCUUUGUGAGCAGGGAUGGUUUCCGUCGGGAAGCAGAGCCUCCAAGCCUUGCGAUAACGAUAGCGUAUGAUUGGGCCGAAUAGGACGACGACCAUGGUACCCAGGUACCUGUAUAAUAUCAGACAAGAAAGAUACACAAAGUUAUACCAAACUUUGAAGGAAAAGAAGAAGAAGACAACUUGAACUCCAUCCAUCAAGAUGCACGAUCCUAUCGCCGAUGCAAAAGCCCAGGAAGCAACGCGCCAAUACACUUUCCGACCCGCUACCCCCACCGACAUACCUGCUCUCCAGAAAAUGAUCGGUUCUUCUCUCCGCGGCCUAGGAAAAGGGUAUUACAGUCAAGCCGAGCUCGAUGGCUCAAUAGGCUACCUCUUUGGCCCCGAUUCCGUUUUGAUAGCAGACCAGACGUACUACAUCCUUCACCCUAUCAACUCACCAACCACAAUCUGUGCUUGUGGCGGGUGGUCCUUUCGUAAGACGCUGUACGGCGGAGAUUCUGCACCCUCUCCUCUGCGUAUGCCAGAGAAGCGUGAUCCGGCUAUUGACCGUGCAAGUAUCCGUGCGAUUUUCACGUCUCCAGAGUAUGCGCGCAGGGGUCUGGGUACCAUGAUGAUGCGGUACUGUGAGGCGCGGGCGCGUGAAGGGAAGAGAGGUGAGACAGACGGUUUCACCCGGUUGGAAAUGGGGGCGACAUUGAGUGGAGUUGCAUUGUACGAAAGAUGUGGGUAUGUGAGGAGUGGGAGAGUGGAUGUGGUCAAGUGUCCUAAUGGGGAGGGAAUCAAGAUCUUACAUAUGACGAAGGAUUUGGUGGCGUAAGGCGAGGCUGUUAAGAGAAAAUGGUCUAGUCAGCUUCGAGGUAUCUAUGCGCAAGAGAUUGGUAUGCGGUGGGAAGAUUACCCUUGUGCAAUCGAUCUUGUAAGAUGCGGUGAUGUGUUGG